ACCACACUCGCCGCUUCCUAAUUUCCAUUGCUUUCUUAUCUCUCUCCAUCUCAAGCCUCUCUACCUCCCUUUCUUAACCUUUUUUGUUUUUUUGUUUCCCUCUCUUCUAUGGCUAUAGUAUUAGACUGUAACUUGUAGAGAGAGCAGGCCAACCGAGUCUCAAUAAUGCAGGCAUGCAAGGAAGAAAGGAAGCAGGGAAGGAGCAGAGUAGCUAGUGUUGAUUUGCCCCCUCUGCAGCCUUUCUUUGCGUCCAUAUUUAUCUCUCCGAGUGGAUGCUGAGGGAAUUUAAGAAGCCCCUUUUUUAUCUGUUUCGUGAAAGAGAAGUAACCGAUGGAGAGUUUUCAAAGAAGAAGCGAGUCAGAGGUACUUCCCAACUCCAAUGAAGAGGUUCAAGGACGCAUUAACACCUUUAUACAGUUGAUUGGAGAAGAGAUGAGCUCGGAUUGCUUGGAACCGAAAGUCCGGAGCCCGAGUUCUGUUACCGAAAUGAGCUAUGGAAGCCUAAUUCGAGGCCAUUACCACCACACGCCCUUCCUCCAACUGCUCCAGAGCGCAAUGCAAGCAGAGGAGGAGACGGAAGAACAGGAAGAGCAGCAACUCCACCUGCAAGUCGUCCAGCAACAGCACCAGCAAGCGCUUUUCACCUCCUUCCCACCGGAAUCCAACUUCCAGCUCCUCCUACGCCUCCAGAGCCACGGCGAUAAAAAGCGGAUGGCCGAGAUUGACUCCUCCCGGGCCGCGGAACAGCUGGAGAGCUGCGUCACCCACGCCUCCGAGUCCCAGUCCGACGCCAAAGGAGUUGACGGCCACGAACCCAGUCACCACCUCCAACUCCCCUCUGGAACCACCAGAUCUACGGCGGCGGCCGCGCCGGCGGGGUCGAGGGAGCGGAAGAAGAGGAAGCGCUUGCGGACGGCGUCGGCGGCCUCGACGAAGAGCACGGAGGAGGCGGAGAGCCAGCGGAUGGCGCACAUCGCGGUGGAGCGCAACCGCCGGCGGCUGAUGAACGACCACCUCGCCGCCCUCCGCGCCCUCAUACCCCCCUCCUUCGUCCCACGAGGGGACCAAGCCUCCAUCAUCGGUGGAGCCAUCGACUUCGUCAAGGAGCUCGAGCAGCUCCUCGUCUUGCUCCUGGCCAAGAAGCGGCAGCGCACGUCGGCCGCCAGCACGUCCUCCGCCGCCUCCUCUUCAUGCACGACCCUCUCGAGAUCCACAAGCGAGGAGGAAGGUUGCCCCGCAGCGGCGCCGGCCACCGCUGCGUCGCUGGAGGGCUUCUUCAUCUCGCCGCAGUACACGAGCUACUCGCAGUCCCAGCAGCCGUGUCGGCGCGCCAAGGAGGAGGAGGACGGCGAGGAAUCGCCGGCGGCGAAGGAAGGGGUGGACGUGGAGGCGAUUGUGUUGCAAGGGCACGUGAAUCUGAAGGUGGUGGGGCGGCGGCAGGCGGGGCAGCUGGUGCAAGCCAUCGCCGCCCUGGAGGAGCUCCGCCUCUCUGUCCUCCACCUCAACAUCACCUCCCUCGACCCCUCCUCCAUCCUCUACUCCCUUAACCUCAAAAUGGAGGAGGAGUGCAAGCUUGGAUCGGCGGACGAGAUUGCAACGGCGGUGCACCAGAUAUUCGGCUACAUCAACGCCUCCCGAUGACGCUGGCUGGGUCUUGUUGUCAUGAUCUUGGAGAGAGAUGAUGACAUGGGCUAAGGGUUUAAGGUGGUCCAAGGCUAACGCCAUUGCUACUGUUGCUGCACUGCGGUCUGCGGAGGGGUUAGCAUCCAGGGAGCAGAGCGGGGCAGCAGCUUUUUCCUGCUCUCUGAAGACCGGAGAGGUGAUAGGAUUUUGUACUGUUUAGAUCCAUCCUUGGAAAUGUCAGUCUCUCUGAGUUUUUUUUUUUUUUCCUUCCCCCCUCUCUUUUCCCUCUUCUCGAAAGUAAUGGAUGCGCCUUUUGAGAUUGCAGGGGUUGAA
Messenger RNA from Phoenix dactylifera (date palm), 1956 nucleotides. RefSeq names its product transcription factor SPEECHLESS-like. Lineage: Eukaryota; Viridiplantae; Streptophyta; Magnoliopsida; Arecales; Arecaceae. Gene Ontology annotation, cellular component: nucleus. Gene Ontology annotation, biological process: guard cell differentiation; positive regulation of DNA-templated transcription; stomatal complex development. Gene Ontology annotation, molecular function: DNA-binding transcription factor activity; protein dimerization activity. The record is from RefSeq and is a predicted model, not a curated record.